Molecule: messenger RNA, 2794 nt
Organism: Xyrauchen texanus (razorback sucker)
Lineage: Eukaryota; Metazoa; Chordata; Actinopteri; Cypriniformes; Catostomidae
Gene: asgrl1
Product: asialoglycoprotein receptor-like 1
Exons: 8
Coding region: 390-1103 (237 amino acids)
Source: RefSeq, a predicted model, not a curated record
CAAUGUGUCAUUCUUGAAAAAAAGUUCUGAACAGUUUUUACUGUCCAACGUGAAGGAAUACGUUUUGACUUAAUAUUGUUUUGUGUGUUUUGGUUUUUGACAGUGAUGUAUGUCAAAGAAUAAAUCACUGAGAUACAGUCCAUGUUUUUAAACUGGCAGACAUUAUUAUUAGCUCUUCCACGUGUUUGUGAUGGAUGAAGUUCAGAUAAUGUUUGCCAGUCGAGUUAAUCUUCAACAGUUCUGUUAUAUGCCCUUGAAACUUGCAUUUAGUACAUUUAGACUGUCUCUUUAUUUACUACUUAGUUUUUGUUAUGUUCUCUCUCUUUUCUCCUUUUUCCACACAUAUGUGCUUUCAGUAUGAAAUGUUGGGACUAAAGACACUAUAAUUCAUGGAAUCCAUAGCAUACGACCGGUUUAGCGGAUCUGAGGCAGAAAUUAAUCAUACUGGUCCAAAAAUAUUUCAUGCACCAGGUAGACAGAACAGAAAGAUGUACAUAAUGUAUGGCAUUCUCGUCCUGUAUUUGUUUAUACUGACACUGGUUGUUGGAAUUAAAAUCUCUCAGGUCAGCCAAGAGAUAGAUGAUGUUACGCUUUCUCUGAAAACCAUUGGGGCUUCCAUUGAAGGGGCCCCUAAACUGCAAUUUGAAAAUGUUCAUUUUUCUGAGCGUACAAUGCCUGUGCAAGGUUUGUGUGAGAAUGACUGGUUGUUCUAUAAAGGCUCGUGCUACUUUGUGUCUACCAGGGCAAAAACCUGGCAAAACGCUGAAGACAACUGUGUCCAGAAAAAAACACACUUGGUUGUUGUUAAUGACUUGGAUGAGCUUGAAUUCCUGUCUUCAAUCUUGAAGUCGCCUGACAGCUACUGGAUAGGACUUAUUGAGAAAAAAGAGGGACAGUGGUCCUGGGUAGAUGGAACAGACUUUGCCACUACUGAACACCUCUGGGACGUUGGUCAACCAGAUAACUGGGAUGUCCGUGUGAAUGGUGAGGAUUGUGGGCAGCUUCACGGACGGAAGCGUACAGACAACCGGAGAAUGUGGAAUGAUGCAGACUGCACACUCUUUUACCCUUUCAUCUGUGAGGGCAAACCAAAGAGCCAUUGACAAACAAAAUGAACCUUUAAUACAAUUUAAUUUUAUAAUUUCUAACAUGAAUUUAAGAAACUACUUUCCAUGCAGGCUGUCUGAAAUAUGCUUUGUUUGUAUAAUGAGAGCUGAUAUUUAGAGUCAAUAAUGGUAAAUGUAAAUGGCAUUAACCUGCUUGAAGACCCCAUGAAAUUAGAGUUCUAGAGUUUUGUGGCUUGUAAUGCAUGUGUGUUAGCUCUUAAGCCAUCUUUAUUCUAGUGCAGGCCUACUAUUAAAGGUAUACACAUUUAAAAUGAACAGUUUUAUCUCCUUGGAAAACGGACCAAACAUUUUGAUGACUCAUGUAUCACCCCACAGAUUUUUGUCCAAUCAAAUUCUCUCUAGAAUGAGAAUGUCUCUCCCCCUGCAACUGACCAGCAAAUACCCUAUCAUGGUUCAUGGCUUUGUGACAUAAUAGACCUUAUUCAAGCUAGCAUCAUCUUUGAUUUUUAAUGGGAAUGACAAAGAGGCUGUGAGGGAUAAACUUACCAUCUCUUCAAUGGCACGGAUGCUAUAAAGUUGUUUAAAGCUACUAGAUCACAUCUGGUUUUCCACAACUCAUGUUGUCUGGAGUUCUUUGUAUAGUGAAUGUCAUUUGACAGAUAUUUUAUUAAUGUUUUAUCUGCAGAACAAUCCAAAAACUAUUCAAACUUCAAUACAGACCAUUGAAGAGACAAUUUUCCACUGCAUGUUACAGUUCGACUCGCCUCAAUUCUACUCACUCUACAUUUCUGAGCUUGCAUUUCCACUGCAGUUUAGUGCCACCUCAACAUGGGUGGGAUUAUAGGAUGAUCGUUAUAGUUCAGCUGCCUCUACUGCCGUGACAUCAUCUUAAACACAACACAAACUGACCAAAACAACAACACAACCACUAGCUGUUAGCUACUAGCUCAUUGUGCUGCAUAAAGCAGUUGUUGCAUGGUGAUUUUACACAAGUGUAACAGUUGAAUUGGCCUGGUUGUUUUAGAAGCAAGCUUCCAGUAGCUGGUCAACUAAAUAAAGUGAAGCUUUCAAGCAGAAUAUAGAGUUAACGUAACAAAAUAUACCAUCCUCCAUCGUGGAUCAACGCACUCCAGGGCGCUCUCCCUCCCAUUGCUCGCCGGUUUAGAUAGCGUCCAUUUGGUCGAACCACUUCCACUUUUCCUGGAUGAUUCUGAAGUUUUUAAUUUUUUUUUAACUUUUCCCUACACUGUUGGUAGGUCUGGUGUUAGUCGUGUGAGACACUUCCUGAAAUAAUUAUUUGCCUCGCUCAUCGCUAAUGCAUGUACCUUCUGCACCUUCUGCACCUUGACCAUGGCGUGGUUUUGCGCACAGCCAUUUCUUUUUUCACAAUUCAAAAGUCACGUGAACAAAUGAUACUGUUACCGCUGUUGCUAUGUUUAAAACUUGCGGGUUGAUGUCACGUGUCGGAAAUCCAGUGACGCUGGUAGUGACGAUUCUCCCUGACCAAUCGGUGAUCUGCAUGAUUUUUAAGUCACAUUUAGUAUCGGCUUGGCUCGCUUGGAAUCUCGAUCGAGGUGGUAAUAAAAAAAGUAUCAGGUACCAGGUACUAUCCACAGUGGAAAACCCCCCAAAAAGCGAGCAGAGUCGAGUUGAGUCUAGUUGUACCGUGCAUUGGAAAAGCCCCAUAAGUGUAUCCCUCACAGCCUUGUUGUAAUUCCCAUUAAAAA